AUGAUGCAUUCGAGGCGGGAAAAUCAUUCCUCAGCAAGUCGCAGAAACUCCGUCGCAGACACAUUCCUCGAACGAGCUGCAGUACUAUUCAACUACGGUGCUGUGCUUUCCGCAAUAGCCGCUUCUCAGUCGUUUCUUACCGAUGACGAGACGAAAACCGCCGCCAAACUCUUCCAGCAAAGUGCCGAUAGCCGCCCAGACCGGAUUUUCUACAUGGAAGCCAGCAAAUUAAUGGAUAUCUCAAAAAGUUACUGGAAGAAGGAGUGGUUGAACGUAAUUUCGGGGAAAGCGCUCGGAUUUCAAGCUAUUGCCGAACUGCAUCAAGCACAGUACCAUGAACGAAUUCCUGACUUCUUUACGCUACCCGCUCUACCACGAGCAGUUCUAGCAAAGCCAACUCCUGUGGAGAAGCAGCUUUUCCCCGGGUUCAAAGACGUCUUCGCUGCGGUGGUUCCUGAAACGACCGUGGUAGCCCUGAAGAAGUUCGACAAACUGAAGGCAGAGCGACUUCAAAGGUUGAAGGAUCGGCCUUUCCGAGCAAACGGAGCUGAUGGAUGGGUGAGUUUCGGUGAAUCGACCCUGUAA
Molecule: messenger RNA, 585 nt
Organism: Ostertagia ostertagi
Lineage: Eukaryota; Metazoa; Nematoda; Chromadorea; Rhabditida; Trichostrongylidae
Source: the annotation of a GenBank genome assembly